Molecule: messenger RNA, 1425 nt
Organism: Rotaria sp. Silwood1
Lineage: Eukaryota; Metazoa; Rotifera; Eurotatoria; Philodinida; Philodinidae
Source: the annotation of a GenBank genome assembly
AUGUCAGAAUCUACAACAACAAAAACAGCAAUAAAUUUAACUCCGUCUAUUCGUUCUGUUGCUGAUCAAGCUUCAUCAAUAAUUUCGUCCAAUCAAAAUGAUACUAUUAAUAUGGAAAAAAAUUUAAAUUCUUUUAAACAAAAAUCAAAUCAACGUCGUUCAAGUUCAUCAAGUGUUUUAUCAAGUUCAUAUUCAACCGAUUCUGUAUCAUUAUUUACGGCUAAUCAAGAUAAAGAUGAUGAAGAUGGAAGUAGCAAUGACGAUACAAAUGAAGAAUGGGCGAAUUUUCAAGAACGUCUCAAUACAGUAAGACUAUUAAUGCAUAGUCAUUCAUUAUCAUCAUCAGACGAUACUUCAAUAGCAGUUUUUCCAAUAUCUGAAUGUCAAGUAUGUCUUGAAGAAUCAUCCAUUCGUCCAUUAUCAUGUUGUUCAUCAACUGUUUGUUCAACAUGUAUUUAUUCUCAUUUAUCUUCACAUAUAACUGAAGCUAAAAUUCGUAUAUCAUGUCCAUCAUGUCCACAUAUAUUUACUCGUGAAGAAAUUUUAUCAUUAUUAUUAGAACAAGAUCAUAAUGGAGAAAUAGCUGAACGAUAUAAACGUUUUUAUGCAGAUAUUAAUCGUGAACCACAUAUAAAAACUUGCCCACAAUGUUGUGCAAUAAAAGAAAUUGAUAAAAAUUUAUUUCAAGGUGUUCGUUGGAAAAAAAAUAUUCCACGACAAGUUACUUGUAAUGAAUGUCAAUUUGAAUGGUGUUUUUAUUGUCAUGCACCAUGGCAUAAUAAAAUGACUUGUAAAGAAUAUCGUGAAGGAGAAAAAUUACUUCGAACAUGGGCAGCACAAACUGAUAAUAAUCAACAAAAUGCUCAACAAUGUCCACGAUGCAAAGUAUAUAUAUCAAGAAAUGGUGGUUGUCCACAUAUGAUUUGUUCGAAAUGUCAUUGUGAUUUUUGUUACAAUUGUGGUAAAAGAAGAUAUGGAAUGAAAUUUUUAGGUUCACAUGAAAGUCGAUUUUCUCCUUUUGGAUGUAAAUAUAACUUAUAUCCAGAUAAACCAAUUUUACGUUAUACAGUUCGUGGAUUAGUUGCUGGUGCUGCUACAUUGGCUGCUCCUGUAGCAGCUGUUGGUGCUGUUGCAUUAUUAGCUGUAGGAACCACAAUUGGAGCACCAACUUAUGGAACAUAUCGUUUAGUUAAACAUAUACGUAGUAAAAAACGAACACGUCGUUCAAGAAGUCAAUCAGUAGCAUCAAGUAUCACUGAAGAUAAUUCAAAUGUGACUGAAGAUAAUUCAAAUAUAACUGAAGAUGAUGAUUUAAAUCGAGCAAUUGCAGCAAGUUUACAAACAUAUAAAGAAGAAAAAGAGAAACGAGAAGAAAUAUUAAAAAAUCAAGUAGCUGAAAUUGAUGAUGAGAGUUUUGAAUAUUAA